Xenopus laevis (African clawed frog) is the source of this 1242-nucleotide messenger RNA. RefSeq names its product CDC42 effector protein 4 L homeolog (gene cdc42ep4.L). Gene Ontology annotation, cellular component: cytoplasm; cytoskeleton; endomembrane system. The transcript is spliced from 2 exons. Gene Ontology annotation, molecular function: small GTPase binding. The coding region runs from base 303 to 1211 and encodes 302 amino acids. Gene Ontology annotation, biological process: positive regulation of actin filament polymerization; positive regulation of pseudopodium assembly; Rho protein signal transduction. The record is from RefSeq and is marked provisional. Lineage: Eukaryota; Metazoa; Chordata; Amphibia; Anura; Pipidae.
CAUUCACCGGGAGUGCUGCCUGGGUGUGUGGAUGGUGUCACAGGGGUUAGGGAGAAAGCCGCGCUAGGAUUUAUAGCUGUUGCACUGUGGCUUGCGCUCUGGACUUCAGUUUUUAAUGGAUGGUUGGAGCUGAAAGUUAACUUGUUUUCCUGGAACUUCCUGUUGAGUAACUUUGGGUUCACACACUGCACUCUUGACUAUUUUUCUGGUUUUGAAAAAGCAUAUAAGACUCCGUAUAUACACAGAGAUUUUACAAAAGAAUAAGGUGCUGCUGUUGGAUGAGAGAUUUGCAGGUAGCAAAGAUGCCUAUACUUAAGCAACUGGUCACCCAUCCCACUGCCUCAAAGAGGCGCUCGCGGGCAGACCUCACAUCGGAAAUGAUCAGUGCUCCACUGGGUGAUUUUCGGCACACAAUGCACAUUGGAAGGGCAGGUGAUGCCUUUGGAGACACAUCCUUUCUUGGCAGCAAAGGUGAUGAUCAACCAGAAUCAGAAGAAUCUUUUUCCAAGCCAGGACUGCUUUCCAGAACAUUUCGCAGCAGCAAACGUUCCCUUUCAGUGACACGCAGUGACCGUAGAGACAUGCUAGGUUCCGUCAGGGACUCUGCUUUUUUUGUAAAAAAUGCUGUUUCCUUGCCCCAGUUGACUGAGAAGGAGGCUGAAAAGAGUUCUUCCAAGAAAAUGCCAAAAAGCCUCUCUUCCAGCCCAGUAAAGAAGGUGCCUGAAGAGCAGCAUAUAAAUGGGGCAUCAGCUCAAAGUCCAACAACUGUUCCCGAUGCAGCCUCUGUAGAGAGAGAAUUUGGAGAACUAACAGACUUGCCAGAUCCUGCACCAAAGAGCAGCUCUGGUAUGAAGCAUGCAGAGUCUAUCAUGUCAUUCCAUAUUGACCUAGGUCCAUCUAUGUUAGGGGAUAUCUUAAGUGUCAUGGACAAUAAUGAGUGGGAGAAGGACCUGGACCAUAGCCUUGAUGACCUUGAUAGAAAUGGCUCUGGCUUACUUCCUUCCUGGCAGACUCAUCCUCCACAAACAGGUUACCCAUCAUGUGCCCCUAAUGCAGAAAGCAAAAUGUCUACUUCUGCCAGAGUAACCAACAGUAAAGUGUCCAAAAACAAUCAUUCAAAGUCUAGAGACAGAUCAGUUGUCAAGGAAGACAAAUCAAAGAAGGGGAGAGACUUUUCUUUUAUGGAUGAGGAAGAUGAAAUCAGAGUGUAAAAAAUACUUUUUUUUCUAAAAAAAAAAAAAA